CCAUCACCUGAUGUCCUCUUUGCUAUGAUCGAAUCUAGAGUGAACAUGGACAAUCUGCCCGCGAGUUUCUCUGUUUGUAUUUCUGCGAUACAUCUAGCCGACGUCUGUAGUGAGGUUGUGUACGAAAUAAAAAAUAGUCUUCAAAACGGAAUCAUAUUAGUUAGGCCGAAAACUUCAUUCCAUUUCUGAAUUGACUUGUACGAAGUACUGAGCCACAAUGCCUGAAGACUCGGUCAAGGUGGCUGUUCGUGUCCGCCCUUUCAAUCAGAGGGAGAAGGACCGUCACUCUAAACUAAUUAUAGGCAUGCAGGGAAAUAUGACCACCAUUAAAAACCCAGAUGCACCAGGAGAAGAACCAAAAAAGUUUUCAUUUGACUACUCCUAUUGGUCACAUGACGGCUACAUAACAAGGGAAGAUGGCAUCAUGGAAGCCAAGCCAGGAAAUCAGUACGCUACCCAAAGGAAAGUCUUUGAGGACCUUGGUCAGGGAGUCCUGGACAAUGCAUUUGAAGGGUACAACUGCUCUUUGUUUGCUUAUGGACAGACAGGAUCUGGAAAAUCUUAUUCAAUGGUUGGCUAUGGACCGAACAAGGGUAUUGUGCCAAUUACUUGCGAUGAAUUAUUCAAAACUAUUUCAGAAAACAAGGAUACAAAUAAGAGAUUUGAGAUAACCUUUUCUAUGCUAGAAAUUUACAAUGAACAAGUUCGGGACUUACUUGCUAAAGAUAAUCCUAAAGGAGGACUGCAAGUUCGACAGAAUCCUAAACUGGGCAUGUUUUAUGUACAGGACUUGAAAAAAGUACCUGUUGGUAGCUAUGCUGAAAUAGAAAUGAGAAUGGAACAAGGAACAUCCAACAGAACUGUGGCUUCUACAAACAUGAAUGCUACAAGCAGUCGAGCCCACACUGUUGUUACCAUAGUUUUUGACCAAAUCUUCAUCAAUGAAAAUGGGGAAGAAACGAAAAAGAGCAGUACCAUGAAUUUGGUUGAUUUGGCAGGAUCAGAGAGAGCUGAUUCCACUGGGGCUACAGGGGACAGGCUGAAAGAAGGAGCUAAUAUCAAUAGAUCCUUAUCUGCCCUUGGCAAUGUCAUUUCUGCCCUUGCUGAUGCCUCUGAGAAAAAAAAAGUUGUUGUUCCAUAUAGAGAAUCAAUUCUAACAAAAUUAUUACAAAAUGCUCUCGGUGGCAAUAGCAAAACUGUGAUGAUAGCAGCUCUGUCACCAGCAGAUAUUAAUUAUGAUGAAACUUUGUCAACAUUGAGAUAUGCAGAUAGAGCCAAGAAAAUAAAAAACCAAGCUGUAAUCAAUGAAAACCCAAUGGACAAGAUGAUCAGAGAGCUGAAGGAAGAGAAUGAUAGACUGAAGAAAGCUUUGGAAUCUGGUGGAUCUGUGAACAUAGAACAAAAAGGAUCAAUGAGUCCUGAAGAAAUUGAAUUGUUACGAAAAGACAUGGAAGAGAAGAUUAGAGCUCAAUUAUUAGCCAAUCAACAUUUAUUGAAUGAGACAGAGAGGACUUGGGAUGAAAAGCUCUCAGCAGCUAGAAAUGAAACAGAUGCCAUUGCUAAAGAAGAGAACAGAGAGAUUGCAAGGAAGAACAAAGAACCUCACCUGAUGAACCUAAAUGAGGACCCUAUGUUGUCAGGAGUGGUGUGUCUGUUUCUGAAUGGGGCUACAACAGUUAUAGGCUGCAAGAGUGGCAACCCUGACAUUGUUUUGAAUGGAUUAAGCAUUCAAAAGAAACAUGCAGUAAUAAGUCAAGAAAAGGGAAGUAUUACUUUGAAGCCAGGUUCUGAUGGAGCUAAGACAAGAGUUAAUGGCAGUCUAAUUACAGGGCUUAGAACUCUAGAACACAUGGACAGAAUCAUCUUUGGCUCCAACCAUGUGUAUGUAUUUGUGAACCCACUAAAUCCAAAGGCACCUGAAGGUACUCCACAAGAUAUCAACUGGGAGUUUGCUCAGAAAGAAGUAGCCAAAGCCAAAGGUUAUUCAACAGGAACAAGUGGACUUUCAAAAGAGCAACAAGUUGUACAAGAACAGAUCCUAGAAAUACUGCCAAUGGUUUCAGAAGUGAAUGCCAUCUCUGAAGAGCUGAACAAAUACAGGUCCUUUGAAGUUGUACUUAUAUCAGCUGUGGCUGUGCUAGCCAGUAGUAACACAGAAGCAGGGCCACAAACUAUUGAGGACUAUGAUAAGUUAAGGGUAAUGGUCAAAAUGAAAAACAUGCUGAAUGGCAACACCUGGCUUUGGGAGAGUGGGAAGUUUAUGAAUAGAAAGUUUUUAAUUCAGGAAAUGUAUCAAAAAUAUCAAGAUGGAGAAAAUAUAGCCUUGAUACCCAAAGAAAAAGAUCCAUUUUGGGAACCUACUGAAGAUGCACUGAUUGGAACAGCUAAUGUAUUUUUACAGUCGUUAUCCUAUGCCCUUGAAUUUGAUGAUGAGUUACCAAUCACUGAUCACCAAGGUCACGAAGAAGGCAAACUCAAAGUCACCAUCAUACCUUGUACGCAGAAUGGUCAAAGCUUAGAUGAAAACAGUUUCGUUGAGGAUCCCACUGAGCUACUGGGGAAACAUUUCUGCUUCAAAAUUAUCAUCAAAGCUGCUGAGGUCUACAAGUCAAGGUACAAUCUGGGCAUUAAAGUCAAGUACAAGCUUUGGGGGGAUAAAGAAUUUACAGAAACUCAAAUGAUGAAAGGAACUCUGACCCCACAGUUUAACCAUUCAAGGAUUGUGUCCAUUGACAAUUUGACAUCAGAACAUCUUGAAUUCUUUGAAAACCACAGCAUCACUUUCUUAAUGUAUGGCAAACAAGAAGAUUCCCCAACAGAUCCUAAGCUGGCUAAACUCACUACCAAGGAAUUGCGAGAGAUGGACCAGACUGAAUCUAGUACUCAAGCUGUUCGUAAGAAAUCUAUCUUUCAGUCAGACACACAUGCCUCAGAAGGAGCACAUCUGAAAACUGAUUUAGUUUUGUUACAAAGGAAAUAUGAGAGACUUGCACAGAAAGAAAAGAGAAUGAUGCAACUCUGCGAUGAAUGGGGACAGGCUCCUAAAGAACAUCAGCAGUUUGAUGCUUUUUAUCGUGCAGUCUCUGCCGUGGCUUACAGUUCUGGUACUAGGCUCAAGACCAGGGCACUUCUUGUAAACCAGCAAGAUGAUGGGGAUACCUUCAGUCUGUAUGUGUUUGGGGAAGAAGAAGAGCAUCUAGCGCACGAGGCUGAGCAAAAUAAUGGCAUCAUCAACUAUGACAAAGUUAAAAAUCACCAUUUCCCUAUAAAGAAAGCUUCGCUUCAAUCUGGAGGCAAUGGCCUACUCACUAAUGGGGUUAAAGGUCACAAAGAUGGAAAUGAAACCACCUCAGGGAGUUUUACUUGUAACAUCACUUAAUAAUCAGAACUUAUGUGUAGACAAAGCUGCUGACGUCAUGAUAAAGACCUCAUAAACAUUUGUUAUUGUUGAAUGAAUGAUCUCAUAGUUUGUUAACUACCGGUAUUCACAUGAAAUGAUUCAUUUUACUUUCUUUUUUUUCCCCAUUCUUUUUUACUUUUGUAUGGUUUUAUUGACAAAUAUAAACUGUCCAGCAAAUCAAGUUUGUAUUGGCUCAGUUUGAUGUGUUAUCUCAACAGAAAAAAAAAAUGUACUCCUCAUCAAAAAGAAAACAUGAUUUUUUAGUAACAAAUUCCCAUGUUCUUGUGCAAUUCUGGUACAAAGAAGGAGUUAUAAAUUCUUUGCAGUCAUUCUUUUUUUGGCUCAUGACUUCCUGGGGAAACAAUAGCAGACAUCUUAACAUCGUUUCUAAAAGUUAGCCAUUUUUAAAUUGUAAAGUAAAGUCUAGAUUUGAAUAUAGGCCACAUCUAUAAACUAAUGUUGCCAUGUCUAUAUAUAUAUAUAUAUAUUUAUCUAGGUCUAUGAUCUAGCUAUCAAUCACUUAAUUAUCAUUAAUUAAUUGCUAACUUGUGACUUUUCCACAAAAUUUCCACCUGCUGAAAACAAAAACAUUUUAAAUAUUUGCUGAGUUGGCGCUUCAAUUUAAAUAAUGCAAAUGUGAGAAUAUGUUUUUAAGAUUUUUUAAAUUAAAGAAAAAUAUUGUAUUUCACUAAGAAUGUUGACCCCAAGUGCUGUGUAUAUAUUGUUUUUUGUAGCUGUGAUAAAGAUACACCGAGUUGUCAAAUAUGCCAAAAGCUUGAAUCAUUUUGUUUCACUCUGCACUAAGAACCACUGCUGAUCAUUCAAUCCUUCCACUCUCACUGUCUUCUAUCUUAAAGGCUUAUUUUAACACUUAAAAAGUAACUUGUCUAGCUCUGGACAUUCCCAAUGUACUUGUUGAGUGGAGGAGGGAGUUCUUGAGGGGCUGGGGGCACGACAAGGCCUCCAUUGUGCUGAUGUGCCAUAAAAUCUAAAUGUUUUUGUGUGGAGAUAUUUUAAGAAUUUGUUUUUACCUUAUUGCAAUUUUUUUAUGUCAACCAAAUUACCCACUGUAGUUUUUCAGUUCUAAAUAUUAUCUAUUUAAAUUUAUAAAGAGUGAAUUUUGUCAAGGAAGCCCAAAAUAAAACUCUUCCUAUCAGUCCAGCAUCACAAUAUAUAGACGAAAAUAAAAUGCUCUUUUAAUCAA
Molecule: messenger RNA, 4604 nt
Organism: Biomphalaria glabrata
Lineage: Eukaryota; Metazoa; Mollusca; Gastropoda; Planorbidae
Product: kinesin-like protein KIF28
Exons: 29
Coding region: 218-3379 (1053 amino acids)
Biological process (GO): microtubule-based movement; cytoskeleton-dependent intracellular transport
Cellular component (GO): kinesin complex; microtubule
Molecular function (GO): microtubule binding; ATP binding; microtubule motor activity
Source: RefSeq, a predicted model, not a curated record